ACCCGGCGGUGGCAGCUCGGUCGGUGUCAGGUGAUCGGCGCCGAGGAGCCGCCGCCACAGCCCGGGAGGAAGAUGCAAGAUGGCCCAGCGGGGCCGUGAGGGGCUCCGCGGCGCCCCUUCCCCGCCCGCCGCCGCCGCCUGCCCGGCCGGCGGGAAGCGCUGAGGCCAGCGCCGCCGCGCCACAGCCCGUCCCCGGCGGGGGCACCGAGCCAUGGGGCUCUGCUACAGCCUGCGCCCGCGGCUCUUCGGCGACGCCGGCGGCGGCGGCUCCAUCUCCAGCGCCGGCGCCGCCUCGGAGCCCGAAGCGCCGGCGGAGCCUCACGCCGCCCCGCAGCCGCAGCCUCUCGGCGUCCCGCUCCGGCCCGGCGGUAAGCCCGGCGGGGAGACGGACGGGCCGCCGCUGCUGCUGCUGCAGAACGGCGGCGGCGGCAAUGGGGCGGCCCCCGAGCGGCAGCCGGCGCUGCCCAAGGCCGGCGGCCCCGGCCUUGGCGGCGGGGGGAAGGCGGCGCGGCAGCAGGCGCUGCACCAGCCGCCGGCGCUCCAGCGGACCUGGGAGAAGCUGCGCCUGGAGGAGCGGGAGGCGGAGAAGGAGGCGAGGAAAGUCAGUAAGAGCAUCGACCGGGCGCUCAAGGAGCAGAAGCGGGAGUACAAGCAGACGCACCGCCUGCUGCUGCUCGGGGCUGGUGAGUCAGGAAAAAGCACUAUUGUGAAACAAAUGCGAAUCCUACAUGUCAAUGGAUUUAAUUCAGAAGAAAAGAAACAGAAAAUACUGGAUAUUCGGAAAAACGUGAAAGAUGCGAUUGUGACUAUAGUUUCAGCUAUGAGCACUUUAAUACCCCCAGUUCCAUUGGCCAACCCAGAAAACCAAUUUCGAAUGGACUACAUCAAGAGUAUAGCUCCUCUUUCUGACUUUGACUAUACACAGGAGUUCUUUGAACAUGCAAAAAAGCUCUGGGAUGAUGAAGGUGUAAAGGCAUGCUUCGAGAGGUCAAACGAAUAUCAGCUGAUUGACUGUGCACAGUACUUUUUAGAAAGAAUUGACAGCGUCAGCAUGGAUGACUACACACCCACAGAUCAGGACCUAUUAAGAUGCAGAGUGUUGACAUCAGGGAUUUUUGAAACAAGAUUUCAAGUAGAUAAAGUAAAUUUCCACAUGUUUGAUGUAGGUGGCCAGAGAGAUGAGAGAAGAAAGUGGAUCCAAUGCUUUAAUGAUGUCACAGCUAUCAUCUUCGUUGUGGCUUGCAGUAGCUACAACAUGGUAAUAAGGGAAGACAAUAACACAAACAGACUACGGGAAUCCCUGGACCUUUUCAAAAGUAUCUGGAAUAAUAGGUGGUUACGGACCAUUUCUAUCAUUUUAUUCUUGAAUAAACAAGACAUGCUGGCUGAAAAAGUCUUGGCAGGGAAAUCAAAAAUUGAAGAUUACUUUCCUGAAUACGCGCAUUAUACUGUACCUGAGGAUGCAAUACCAGAUGCAGGAGAAGACCCCAAAGUCACAAGAGCCAAGUUCUUCAUCCGGGAUGAGUUUUUAAGGAUAAGUACAGCGAGUGGGGACGGCCGGCAUUACUGCUACCCACACUUCACAUGUGCAGUGGACACAGAAAACAUCCGCAGAGUGUUCAACGACUGCCGAGACAUCAUCCAGAGGAUGCACCUCCGCCAGUACGAACUCUUGUGAGGGGGAUCACCGUGGAACCUGUGGUUUUAAAUUCUUUGCUCCUUACUCUUUCUCUUGAUACUACCCCACACAGGGUGGAAGAAUAUACUAUAGAAAAGUCAGUCUCUUCACUUUGUUUACUUUUAAUUGUUUAACCUUAAAGCUGAUUUGAAGCAAGUUUGGGUUAUUUUCCCUUCAUGCUUUUUGGGACUAUUUUUGUGCUUUAUUUUGACAUGCCACUUCUUCGUCAUUCCACUAAGCCCUUUGGCUACCUCUGUUCCCUUAGGUUUUUGUUUUUUUAAAACUGAACGUGACCUGCUAAAUUUUUUCCAGUGGGUUAACCUCAGUUCAGACCGGUAUGUCAUCUGGAUGACACUGAAGUCAUACCUAUCCCUCUGUGUGGGUUUCCUUUUUAACAUGACAUUGAAGAGUACUUGAUGGGUGAAAAAAAGAUUAAUGCACUUUGUAUCAGGUUAUUAAAUACUGUUGAGGAAGUAGACACACAAUGUAGCAGCACCACAAUAUUUAUUACUCUGUCACAGUUUUUAGCAUUUCUGAGUUGCAGGUCAACUGAUAAAGUGACCUCCUCUUUUAAGCCGUUACUGGCACAGGAAGUAGAGUAGAUAAUGAGAGGAACGGUGAAGACAAAGCAAUUUUUCUGGGGUUUUGGAGCUAAGUGUCUCUGCACACCUCAGGCAUUUGAAUUACAGCUACUUUUCAGCCUGUUGCAUCUAGGCAGAAGAUUUACCACCCUCCACUUAUGUUAUUUUUGCUGUCCACAAAUGAUCCUUUUAGUUCCGAUCAUUCUUGGACAACAGUCCUCUCCCUAUAUAUAUUUUUUUGUUUUACUGCUGGUUUAUUAUAUUGUACAGACUGUAAAAUGUAAUAUUAUUUUGUACAACUUUAUUGAAGAAAAAUACUUGUAGAAGAUCUUUGUGCCUUGAUUAUGGCUGUACCUGUAAAAUGAGCUAAGAUGUAAGUAUGUUUUUGAUUGCGCUGUACAGCUUGAUGUCAACCUUACCUGCAGCAGUGACUGGAGGUAAGAACUUUAUCUGUAGAGUUUAGGGGUUUUUUUCUGGUUUAUAUAAAAAUGCUCUUUAGUAUAAAAAUUAUAAAUUAUGCAAAUUAACCACUUACCUUUCCAAGUAAGGUAUUACAGUCACCGGAUGUUGCAGCAAACAUGCCUUUCUCUUUUGAAGUCUCAGCUUUAAAACAUUGGAAUUCUUUCAAGUGUCCAAAUUGCAACCUGGUGUUGUUUUAAUGGGAAACAAGGAUUUAUUUUAUUUUCUUUUUCUUUCUUAUUUCUUUUUUUUUUUUUUUUGUCCUUUAUAUUUAGAAAAUAUGUUUGGUAAUUCUUUGGUCAUUCAUAGAACUUCACAAUUGCACAGACCGAUUGUGAAUGUGUAAAGCACCAUUAUAUAGAGCUCUUCAAUCUUUGUACCAACAGCGGCUUUCAUUGUGCAAGUAAAUAGCGAGAAAGAAGAUAAGAAAAAAAAAAAAGGUGUAUAAACCCAUGUGUCUGGCCUAAGAGAAUUACAAGAUGACAUUUUUAUUUCUCUUUUAAUAAAGAGACACAUUAGAAAAUUA
This is a messenger RNA of Zonotrichia leucophrys gambelii, 3244 nucleotides long. It is a transcript of the gene GNAL, whose product is annotated as G protein subunit alpha L. Lineage: Eukaryota; Metazoa; Chordata; Aves; Passeriformes; Passerellidae. The coding region runs from base 212 to 1678 and encodes 488 amino acids. Gene Ontology annotation, biological process: sensory perception of chemical stimulus; adenylate cyclase-activating dopamine receptor signaling pathway. Gene Ontology annotation, cellular component: heterotrimeric G-protein complex. Gene Ontology annotation, molecular function: G protein-coupled receptor binding; GTP binding; GTPase activity. The record is from RefSeq and is a predicted model, not a curated record. The transcript is spliced from 12 exons.